Messenger RNA from Uranotaenia lowii, 2645 nucleotides. It is a transcript of the gene ERp44, whose product is annotated as endoplasmic reticulum resident protein 44. The transcript is spliced from 7 exons. Lineage: Eukaryota; Metazoa; Arthropoda; Insecta; Diptera; Culicidae. Bases 399 to 1628 code for a protein of 409 amino acids. The record is from RefSeq and is a predicted model, not a curated record.
CUCAUUUAUUUUUCCGUCGCGGUCAGCAGAUUGUGUGCUACGGCCAGCUAAUUCGUGCGAUUGACUGCAGUGUCCAUAGGGGCUCCGGCACGACGGAACAGAGCUAGUGGACUUCCGUUGGAAUCGAUUCGGUAGUGUUUUCCGGUUAACUCGUGUCGGUCAAAUCAAACAAGUCGGAAAAGAGGGAGUGAAUUCCGAAAGCAGUAUUUUUUUUUUCUUCUAAGGUGGUGUCAAAAUUUCCUGAUCGGAAGCAGUAAAAGGAAAGGAAGGGAAAAAAAUUUAUCCGGUUUUGGUUGUGUUGGGGUUCCCUUCUCUUGUGGUCUUUAGUUUUAAGUGAGUUUGAAGUCGGUUCCCUUGGGGUUUCGGUCCAAAAGUCGGAAAUAGGAUAUCCAGCAGAGAUGGCCGCAAUGAGGGCUGUAAAAUUAAUGGUGUUCAACUAUUUGAUGGUUGUCUACAUUUUCUACAACCCCACCGACAGCGGAGCGGUGCAACUCAACAGUGAGAACCUGGAUAUGACAUUAGCUUCUAAUGAACUAGUAUUUAUGAAUUUCUACGCCGAAUGGUGUAGAUUUAGUAACAUCCUGCAGCCCAUCUUCGAUGAAGCUGCUGAUAAGGUGCGGGAACUGUUUCCGGAUGGCGGCCGAGUCGUCAUGGGCAAGGUCGACUGUGACAAGGAGAACUCGGUGGCUUCGCGGUUUCACAUCUCCAAGUAUCCGACGCUGAAGGUGAUCCGAAAUGGGCAACCGACGAAGCGCGAAUACCGGGGUGCACGGACGGUCGAUGCGUUCGUCGAUUUUAUCAAGAAGCAGCUGGAGGAUCCCAUCAAGGAGUUCCAUCAUCUGAAGGAUCUAGAACAGCUGGACACCAAGAAGCGCAUCGUGGUCGGUUAUUUCGAUCGAAGGGAUCAGGUCGAGUACAACACCUUCCGACGGGUGGCCACCAACCUGAAGGAGGACUGCGUGUUCCACGUGGGCUUCGGUGAAACUGUGGCGGCCAUGCAUCCCCCAGGUCACCCGAUCAUCGUGUUCCGGCCGGAUGUGGCCGUUUCCGAUGCCAAUGACGAGACCUUCACCGGAAACAUGAAUAACUUUGACGAACUCAACAUUUGGGUGCAGGAAAAGUGCGUCCCCCUGGUGCGGGAAAUAACCUUCGAGAAUGCCGAAGAGUUGACCGAGGAAGGUUUGCCGUUCCUGAUCCUGUUCCACACUCCGGAAGAUACCCAAUCGAUCAAGGACUACAAAACGAUUAUCGAAACGCAGCUGAUGUCGGAGAAGCAAAACAUCAACUUCCUGACGGCCGACGGCAAGCAGUUUGCCCAUCCGUUGCACCAUCUGGGCAAGAGCAUGUCGGAUCUGCCGCUCAUUGCCAUCGAUUCGUUCCGGCAUAUGUAUCUGUUCCCGAACUACAAGGACAUCUUUGUGCCCGGCAAGCUGAAGCAGUUCCUGCAGGAUCUGUACAGCAGCAAGCUGCAUCGUGAAUUCCACUACGGACCGGACAAAACCGAGGACAACACCGUCGAGGUGAUCAUCAACCAGGACCCGAAGAAGCCGACCACCCCGCCAGAAUCGACGUUCAAAAAUCUGGGACCCUCGAACAAGCGAUACACCCUGCUGAAGGAUGAGCUGUAAGGUGCACGACGACCAAAACUACCUAUUCCUUCCUAAUUGGCUGGAUUGACUAUGAUAACCGGAACGACUUAUUUGGUUGGUCGCGUAACCAAUGACGGGUUAAACCGGUCAGUUAUGACCAUCAUAGUGUUUUUUCCUAUUCGUUUAUUUUUUCGUUGUAAAAAAUGUCUUUUUCCAAUUGAAAAGUCCAAUAUAAGAUUAAAAGAAAUAAAAUGGAAAAAAUUUGUAUUCUCAAAAACCCCAAUCGUCCAAAACCUAUACAAUUAAUUCCAAUCGGCGCUAGUGAAAAAAGUUGAGUUGAGUGUAGCAUAUGUUGAUCGUUUAGAUUUUCUCAAGCAAUUUAGAUAAAACAAUUCCUUUGUUAAUCCUACUUUUUUCCAAAUUUCUACCUUCAACAAUAUUUAUCAAGCUUGCCUAGCUAUUUAUUGAAGCCUGACCACCCUGACAAAAGUAACCCACUAACGAGGAACAUUCUAAAUGAAGUGAAGUUUGCAACAAAAACUGUCCUAUAUAAAGUGUAGCACUUUGUGUUUGAGUAAGGAUAAUCCGGAGAAUAAUAAAGAAAUCGUGAAUGAAUCGCCGAAUGAUUGCUGGUGCGUUUCCGUAUUUUAAACUUGCAGUCGCCUAUUGUAAACAGACCUUUUCCGAUUAAUAAAUAGUACACACGAAAUAAAAAAAAAAGUAAUAGUUACAACAAUCAUCAAACUAGAAGAAGAAAAAACAGUAGAACGAAAACCAAAUCAAUUUAACUACAUCCUUUAAUAAAUCAAUAGAUUAUAACGAAACGAAAACAAAAAUGGCUGCUGGAAGUGGAAGAAUCAGGUUUUUAAAGCUUCGACUGAUGUAACAUUCAACAAAUCAUUGUAGGUACUAUUUCGUUUGAAAAAUUGCAGCAGUAUGAUUGCGAAUUGAUGAUGACGAUUAAUUUCGAUUUGUGGUACACCUACGAACAGAAAGUCUGUAUAAAAAUAGGAUUAACAUAACGAAGGUAAAUAAAUAAAAAAAAAAGUGAGUUUA